This is a messenger RNA of Closterium sp. Naga37s-1, 994 nucleotides long. NCBI's taxonomy places the organism in Eukaryota, Viridiplantae, Streptophyta, Zygnematophyceae, Desmidiales, Closteriaceae. The record is from the annotation of a GenBank genome assembly.
GGUGAAGCGGCCGCCGGGUUCUCCGCCUGUCUUCAAGGCGCGUUACGUUGCACGAGGCUUCAGUCAGCGAGAGGGAGUUGACUUCUUCCAGACCUUCUUCCCCACCCCGAAGAUGACCACUCUUCGGGUUCUGCAGCAUGUCGCCGCUCAGCGUGACUACGAGCUGCACUCUCUUGACUUCAGCACUGCUUUCCGUAAGGGCAGCCUGCACGAGGAGAUCUGGCUGCGCCGCCCACCUGGCUUCACUGGGUCGUUUCCUGCUGGUACCCAGUGGAGCCUCCGGCGGCCAGUCUACGGUCUCCGCCGGGCGCCCUGUGAGUGGCACGACACACUGAGGACGACCCUUGCGGCUCUUGGGUUUGCUCCUUCCACUGCUGACCCGUCGCUGUUUCUACGCACCAACACCUCUCUGCCGCCAUUCUACGUCCUCGUGUACGUCGACGACUUGGCCUCUGCUACUUCUGACACCGAGGGACUCGCCCACGUGAAGUCGGAGUUGCAGAAGAGACACACGUACACAGACUUGGGUGAGCUGCGCAGCUAUCUUGGCUUCCGGAUCACCCGGCACAGAGCACAGCACAUCAUUACUUUGACUCAGUCACACAUGGUGCAGCAGGUCCUUCAGCGCUUCGGCUUCAUGUACUCCUCGCCACAGCCCACUCCUCUGCCUACUCGCCACUCGCUCUCAGCUCUGCCUUCGGAUGAGUCCGUAGAGCCGAGUGGCCCAUAUCCAGAGCUUGUGGGCUGCCUCAUGUACCUGAUGACCUGCACUAGACCUGACCUAGCCUACCCUCUUAGCAUCAUGGCACGCAACGUUGCGCCCGGGAGACACCGACCAGAGCACUGGAAGGCCGCUAAGAGGGUGUUGCGCUACUUGUGCAGUACGUCGGGCAUGGGGCUCGUGCUUGGAGGACGGGCUCGAGUUGUCCUCACUGGUCACGCAGACGCUUCCUGGGCUGACGACUUGGCUACGCAGCGGUCGUCACAGGGUUAG